Messenger RNA from Moesziomyces antarcticus, 4653 nucleotides. Its product is annotated as ammonium transporter MEP1. NCBI's taxonomy places the organism in Eukaryota, Fungi, Basidiomycota, Ustilaginomycetes, Ustilaginales, Ustilaginaceae. The record is from RefSeq and is a predicted model, not a curated record. The transcript is spliced from 3 exons. Gene Ontology annotation, molecular function: ammonium channel activity. Gene Ontology annotation, biological process: ammonium transmembrane transport. The coding region runs from base 1 to 4653 and encodes 1550 amino acids. Gene Ontology annotation, cellular component: plasma membrane.
AUGGUCAACAUCACAUACGGUGUGCUCUCGGCACCCGACGGCUCCACGUCGGGCUCGUCCAACUUUGCACCCAACGGCACCGACAUUAUCGUCACGUACGGUGCCGACGGCUCGAGCGUCGUCUCGUACUCGCCCGGUGACAUCUCGUGGGUGCUCACCAGCACGGCGCUCGUGUGGAUCAUGAUUCCCGGUCUCGGCUACCUCUACUCGGGUCUGGCGCGCAGGAAGAACGCGCUGCACCUGCUGCUGCUCACGCUCGCCGCGCUCGCCGUGGUCUCGUUCCAGUGGUUCUUCUGGGGCUACUCGCUCGCCUUCUCCCAGACCUCGGGCGCCUUCCUCGGCAAUCUGCGCAACUUUGGCCACAUGGGCGUGCUCGAACGACCCGUGCCCCAGGCCAACAACAAGGUGCCCGAGAUCGUCUACUCGAUCUACCAGUGCAUGUUUGCCAACCUCGUGCCGGCCAUCGCCAUCGGCGCUGCGUGCGAGCGCGGCCGCGUGUGGCCGUUCCUCGUAUUCACAUUUGUGUGGACCACGCUUGUGUACGACGUGAUUGCGUGCUGGGUCUGGAAUCCGACGGGAUGGGCGUUCAAGUGGGGCGUCCUCGACUAUGCAGGCGGUGGACCCGUGGAGAUCAACUCGGGUAUCACCGGACUCGUCAUUUCCUACUACCUCGGCCCGCGUCACGGAUACGGCACGGAGCGUCUGCUGUUCAAGCCGCACAACGUGUCGCACAUUGUGCUCGGCACCGUCUUCCUCUGGGUCGGAUGGAUCGGCUUCAACGGCGGCUCCACCUUUGCCGCCAACAUCCGCGCCGCCAUGGCCAUCAGCACCACCAACCUCGCCGCAUCCGCCGCCGGUCUCACCUGGAUGUUCCUCGACUUCCGUCUGGAGCGCAAGUGGUCCGUGGUCGGAUUCUGCACCGGUGCGAUUGCCGGCCUGGUCGCCAUCACGCCCGCUGCCGGCUUUGUCGGUCUGCCCGCCUCGGUGCUUAUUGGUGUCGUUUCGGCCGCCGUGUCCAACUUUGCCACCGUGCUCAAGGGCCCCAUGCGCGUCGAUGAUGUGAUGGACAUUUUCUCCGUCCACGCCCUCGCUGGCUACGUCGGCACGCUGCUCACCGGCAUCUUUACGCAGGCGUCGGUGGCGAACAACGACGGCAUCCUCGUCAUCCCCGGUGGAUGGCUCGACGGCAACUGGAUCCAGCUGGCGUACCAGCUGGCGUACUGCGUUGCCGUGACGGCGUGGUGUGGCGGUGUGACGUUUGCCAUCAUGUUUGUGCUCGACCACACGCCGUUCAUCGGGCCGUUCCGCGCGUCGGAGCUUGGCGAGAUUGUGGGUAUGGACGAGGACCAGUGUGGCGAGUGGGCGUACGACUAUGCCUUUAUCAACCGCGACCUCGAGGGCAACUACCAGCCCAACCAUGGUCAGACGCUCGACAUGCACGAAAAGGUCGCACAUACCGUUCACGACGGUUCGCUCAGCUCACAGACCAACGAGAGCGAUCAGGAUACUGCUGCGCGCAGCAACCCGCAGGUGGCAGAGACCGCUUCGCACAAGGAAGAGCAGCCGACUGUCGCCGCUCCAGCUCAGUCUGUAGCACACGGCCCGAAGCCGGCUGAGGUUCGGCUUUCAGCAGCCUCCAAGUUCAUCAGCUCGGGCGUCACAACUCGGCCCGCUCAACGAUUCGGAUGUGACAAGAUCGCAGUCACCACUCAGGAACAUACCGAUCGACCAGCAGCUGCAUCGGCUGCGCCCUCGCUUGCGUCUGCGCUAUUGUUUGAAGCCGUGCAGAGCCGCAAACCCGCCAUCCUCUCGUCCUCUUUCAGACAUGCCUACUUUCUGGCUCUGCCGCAGUGCCGCAAGCGUCGAGGCUGUUCAACCUGUCGGCGCGCACUCGACACCAUCUCGCGCCCGAACUCGGUCACGUAUCGGAGAUCGCCGUCGUGGUCGGCUGCGCUCUCCGAUGGCUUGCGCUCCCCCGAGUCGGCUCUCGAUUGUCCAGCCAGCUCCCACACGCCCAUCAUCUCGGUGAUUCCUACGUCGGCAGCGAUCUAUAGCUCACAGCGCGACCAGGUAUCGGCGCGAAUCCGGUCGUGGCCAAGUGAGCGCGAACGCGAUGUUGCAUCAGCUGGCCGUGAUCCGCCAAGGGGUCAAACAGCCGUCACGUCUUUCCUGCCUUCGCCUGCGUAUCCCGCCUACUUGAGAGACUCGCCCUCUCCGCGCCAGCAUCUGCACCAGCAUCUGCACCAGCAUAGGCCCAGACGAGUGCGCUCCACGGAGCACCUCACCACUCGCCACGUGCGUCUUUCCAGCCCCAAGCUCGCCCCUUUCCCGCCAUGGACCUCUUCUACCCCCUUUACAGCUCACACCACCCAACGCGAUACGCUCCUCCUCGACGCGAUCGAGUCGCCGCGUUCGCUUACUCGAAGUCCAUCUGUCAACGGCCGCUUUCCGCGGACUUCAGCAUCCCCAAGCCUGCUCGAUCCUCCGUUUGCAUGGAGACCGCCGAGCGAGGCUUUCGCCGACACUGGUGGUGCGAGCGGCCGCACACAUACCCCAACUACCCCGAGACCCGAGUCACGCGCGCUGGACACCAUCAUCGAGGCAGCGUACCAGGACACCUCGAAGGCGGAAACGAGCGUGUUCGGACUCGACCAUUCGCGGCUAUCGAGCUUCUCGAGCCUCUCGGCACCCAAUCCGGGCAGUCCGGACGGCAGUUGGGCGCGAAGAUCUCCACCCUACGCCAUCAGUCGUUCGACUUCAAGAGCCUCGUCCCGACGUGUCGAUGCGAGCCCCUCGGCGUCGACACCCACGUUCAGGCCGAAACAGCUCCUUCUGAUCGGCUCGCCUCGUCGUCACUCUUCUCAGCUUGCACCAAGUCCGUCCUCGCUCUUGACGUUUGGCACUUCACAUGCUCCACAAUCACCGAGUUGGGGGGCAAGAGCUCUCAGGCUUGAGCCAGCACUGUCCCCACGAUCCUCGCGGUCACGCCUGGAGCAAAGCUCACAGAGAGACGCCACGAAUGAAGGCACCACCAAAUCGCAGCAUCCAGCAGCGCAGGGAAACGACGCCACAGCCUGUGGGACCUUCAUCAGUGCCGCGGAUCCGAAGAGCUGGGAUGCUGCUUCAACCUUCCAACGUCUCGACCACAUCCACGACAAGAAGAACCACGACCCACAUCCAGCGCUAGCAUCUGGAGGCUUUCAAGGUGUUUCCUCUGAGAUGUCUCUGAUACCGUCGGCGACCUCCGAUCAUCCCGACGAGACGCUCAAGUGCAUGCAUCCGCCCUCAACAUCCUCUCACCGACCGAUCGCGGUGACGUCCCAAAUCGAGCCGGUCUCGGCUGUGCACGCCCGCACAGGUUCAGAGGUUGGAGGUGAGCGAGGCCUGCGUGCAGUCUCGCUCUCACCACGACGCUCGUCUGGCUCGGGCGAGACGCGCUCGAGCGAGACGAUCGAGCUCGUACCCUGGCAGGUGGCCACGACCGAUACGGCCAGUACGCGGCGAUCCGAAGAGAUCUUUCGACCGCUCAGCCAAGCGCUCACCAUGAGUCGGAGCGGUGCCGGCUCCUCACGCGACACCAUCGGCUCCGUCCACCUCCGUCGCCUGAACAGAGACGAUGCGACGCCGGCAUUGUCACCACUGCAAACGCCACUCAAAGCCGAAUCGCACUUUCGAUGGAGCACCAUCGACGCUGAUCGUAGGACGGCUCUGGGCGAUCUAGUCGUGAGAGAGGCGAGUGAUUGUGUGGAGCUGGGAAUAGCCGCGUCCGCACCUGUGCAAGAAAGGGCCAAGUCAAGAGGGGAAGAUUGGAUUGCAGGACCUCCAGGAACGGUGGGAAGACUGUUGCUCGAGCUUCAAGGGUCGACCCUCGCUGCUGCGCAAAGUAGCGAUGGCAACGCACCAGGCUUUGCUGUUGCUGGGAGUGCUCGGACACGCAACGAGCCGCGCGGCGUUGUUCAUCAUCGAAGCACCACUGUAGCAGGUCCACUGAUUCUUCCACGGCAGUCCUCAAUUCGGCGGCGCCACCUAAGCGUCCAGCUGGACCAGCCUCAUCGCUCGACACUGGGCGAACAAGUGCUCCCACUACCUGCACUCGCACUCCCUCCCGACAGCCCCAACACCGAAGCUGCUUUGACCAAACGCAGUCGGCUGGGCAAUUUUCACCACACCCGCUGGGGCAGGUACACUCUGCAGGCGGUGCUGCUUUUCUACCAGGCGGGGUUUUUCACAUUCGAAGCCGCCCGACUCUGGCACUCGCUCAGCCCCGCAAUCCCACUGGUGGCGGCGGGGAUGUUUCUCGUGCUCGACCUGCUGAUGGUGCAGAUGCGCACGUUUCAAGCCAUGCGCGCAAGACUCUUUGUCUGGCUAGCUUGUGGUGCCGUGCCCACUUUGGGGUAUUGUGCGGCCGUGUGCGCUGUCGAUGUCGCCCUCCUCGCCUCUAACGAUCAGGAAACAGAGGAUGGGAUCCAUUUUCACCCCGGUUCCAGCGGAGGUACGCUGGCGGAUGUGCUGCAAGACGUACCCGUGACCGCGGUGCUGUUUGUCGUCGGAGCACUCGCUGCAUUGAUCGUCUUGGCGGGCCUAGUUGUAGUUGGAGUGGUUGCGCGGAGGAGGCGCCGAGAGCAGCACGAGCCACCCGUCUCGGCUGAAUGA